Hippocampus comes (tiger tail seahorse) is the source of this 2131-nucleotide messenger RNA. RefSeq names its product transmembrane protein 41B (gene tmem41b). Gene Ontology annotation, cellular component: endoplasmic reticulum membrane. Bases 388 to 1257 code for a protein of 289 amino acids. The transcript has 7 exons. Lineage: Eukaryota; Metazoa; Chordata; Actinopteri; Syngnathiformes; Syngnathidae. The record is from RefSeq and is a predicted model, not a curated record. Gene Ontology annotation, biological process: autophagosome assembly.
CACCUCAUGCAAAUUUGCCUCAACAAGAAGUUGACCUAUACUGUGCAGAAAUGCACAUACACAUAAAGGCACCAGUUGUCAAAAAAUACAUUACUUCUAAGACAUGGUCUUUCUUCUAGUGCGCCAAAUGGUCUUACUACUCGCGGGGACAAAGCGUGUACUGUACUAAUAGAUGGACAGUAUUUAGCGCUGAAACAGCGAAUUGCCCGCAGAACAAUGGGUGUAAUAACAAUGUCGUCCAGGCGGAGACGCUGUUGUCGAUUGUACGCGAUAGGCACUGGAAGCGAAGGAAAAGGCUCGUGCAGUAUAACGUGUCUUUUCACCGGUUAGUUCAUCUGUACCUUUUCUUCUGCCGGAUCGAACAUAAAUCGGCCGUCGAGGGACGGAAUGGCAUUAUCUCAGAAUACGGCCACAAGGCGGAGGGACAGACGCGAGACAGACGACUUGGUUUUGUCAAAAGGGGAAGUGAACGCUAAUGCUACGAACCUCAACGCGUUGACAGAUAGCCAUCAUGCUGCAGGGAGCUCAACACGGAUGUCUCUCUUCAUUCUCCUUGCUAUUUUCACCUGCUCAGCCUCAAUUAUGUACCUGGUCUACAGGAACUUCCCAGAGCUUACAGAUGAUGAAAUGAAGAAAAUCAAGGUACCCAAAGACAUGGACGACGCCAAAGCUCUGGGAACUGUAUUGUCCAAAUACAAAAACACCUACUACAGCCAGGUGUUGGUGGCCUAUUUUGCAACAUAUGUUUUCCUUCAGACCUUUGCCAUCCCCGGAUCGAUUUUUCUCAGCAUCUUGUCUGGAUAUCUUUACCCUUUCCCCCUGGCUCUCUUCUUAGUCUGCUUGUGCUCUGGUUUGGGGGCUUCCUUUUGCUAUAUGCUGUCCUACUUGGUGGGCCGACCCAUGGUGUACAAAUAUCUCACGGAAAAAGCCCAAAAGUGGUCACAGCAGGUGGAUAAACACAGACACCAUUUAAUCUAUUACAUCAUUUUCCUGAGGAUAACUCCCUUUCUUCCCAACUGGUUCAUCAACAUCACCUCACCUGUCAUCAAUGUGCCCUUGGGGGUAUUCUUUGUUGGAACCUUUUUGGGCGUAGCGCCACCAUCUUUCGUAGCCAUCAAGGCGGGUACAACACUGUACAAACUGACCACUGCUGGCGAGGCCGUGUCCUGGAACUCUCUGGCUGUGCUCGCCGUGCUCGCUGUGCUUUCCAUCCUGCCCGUCUGCUUCCAGAAAAAGCUGCAGCAGAAACUAGAGUAGACCACAAAAGGCCUCAGCACCUGAUCCAGAGUUUGACCUUGAAUAACAGUAACAGCCCUCCCAAAAAAUCCUUUCUUCUCAGGAAUGUGUGCCUGUCGCUCACGAUGCUCUGCAUCGAUCACAGCUGCAUGAAGUCCUGGUGGAGGUUCUCUCCUGCUGAUGUUACGACAAACAUGGCUCGACCGUAUGGUGCACACAGUGGUGGCUUGUAGUUGCACACAUAAUUACCUGAUUGAUUGCGGCACAUCCUCCAGAGCCUCAAAAGGGACAACAGCAUGUUUCUGGGUCACUUGAGAAGUAUUUGUUGUGCACAACAGAGUUUCUGGCUUUCAUGGGAGAGUUUUUGGCACGCGUAAAACUUUCUGGGGCAUACAAAAUAAAACAUGACGAAAUGUACCAGAAACGUUGAUGAUGCGCACAGCAAAACUUGCCAAGAAAACUGUCACACAUGAGAGAGUUUCUGCGAUGACCGAUAAACUUUGUGGCACACCCAAGAAAAUUUUGUGGAACUUUCUGGUGCGUACGAGAAAACUUUCCAGUGCAAUUGUAAAUCUUGUCAUGCUCACGAGAAAACUUUCUGAUGUGGACUCCUAAACCUUUCUCAUGCUCACAAGAAAACUUGCUUUUUCUGAUGCGCAGCAGAGAGUAACACAGUAAAAGGCUUCUGGUGUGCACACAAAACAUGCCUCCUGCUCCCAUAUCCCUUAAAGGGGCUCUGUAACAUCUACAUAAGAGAAUGUGUAUUUUUUUCAUUUAAGGGUGCUUAUAAGGCACGACUUUCAGGAUGUUGUGACUGGACUAUAAUAUUCCACCUCUCUCUCUCUCUCUCUCUCUCUGUCUCUCUCUCUCUCUCUCUCUGUCUCUCUCUGUCUCU